Molecule: messenger RNA, 1710 nt
Organism: Mobula hypostoma (lesser devil ray)
Lineage: Eukaryota; Metazoa; Chordata; Chondrichthyes; Myliobatiformes; Myliobatidae
Gene: srsf10b
Product: serine and arginine rich splicing factor 10b
Exons: 6
Coding region: 169-879 (236 amino acids)
Biological process (GO): mRNA splicing, via spliceosome
Cellular component (GO): nuclear speck; cytoplasm
Molecular function (GO): RNA binding
Source: RefSeq, a predicted model, not a curated record
AAUGGCGGCCGUGUCGCCUGCACCAAGAUGGCGGGGAGCAGCCGCUGCGCUCUGAUUGGCUAGAGCGCGGUUGUGACGCGGCUUCUAGUGGCUUCCAUGCCUCGGGUCGGCUGAGGCCGCGCCUGCGCACUGGUUGCCCGCCUCUUUCGCUUCGGUGCUGCCGCCGCCAUGUCUCGGUACGCCCGUCCGCCCAACAGUUCGCUCUUCGUCAGGAAUGUGGGCGAUUGCACCAGGCCUGAGGAUUUACGUCGUGAAUUUGGUCGCUAUGGCCCAAUAGUAGAUGUUUACGUUCCCCUUGACUUCUACACUCGACGACCAAGAGGAUUUGCAUAUAUACAGUUUGAAGAUGUUCGUGAUGCAGAAGAUGCCCUCCACAACCUGGAUCGAAAGUGGGUGUGUGGCCGUCAAAUCGAGAUCCAGUUUGCCCAAGGUGAUCGAAAGACACCUGGUCAGAUGAAAUCAAAGGAGCGAAGAUCCUCACGAAGUUCGCCUCGAUAUGACCGUUAUGAUGACUAUGAUCGGAGGAGGAGGUCCAGAAGUCGCAGUUAUGACCGGAGGAGAUCUCGAAGCCGUUCAUAUGAUCGUGGCCACAGGAGAUCUGACAGCCCUAAGAAUUCACGGAGCAGAUCAAGUGGAAAGCGCAGGCGGAGCCGUAGUAACUCCUUCAAUGACAGGCAUAGACGUCGCCAUCGUUCUUACACCAGAUCAAGAUCCAGAUCACGGUCCAGGUCCAGGUCAAGAUCCAGGUCAAAAUCUGCAUCCAGAAAGGAUUCUAAGACACGGUCACAAUCAAGGUCAAUCACCCAUUCAAGGUCUGGGUCUAGAUCUAAAUCCAGGUCACUGAGUGGCCACAAGUCUGACAGUCACCAUGAAGACUGAAGCAGCGGAAAGUCGUCCAUUUACAGCUUCCAUUGUGAUUAUUUUCUUUUUGUGUUUAUUGGGGUCUUGUAGGUGUUAAGAGAAGGUGGGUACUGUUUUAUGACUACAAGAAAACUGUGUGAAGACUAAUUUGUUGAUGGUGCUUGAAAGAUUUUUGCCAUGAUUUUAAACAGAAUGAUGCAGUAACUAUAACUAGAUGAUAACAGUCCAUUUGACAUUGACAUAUUCAUUAGUUGUUUGAAACUCAAUUUUCACAUUUACUUUUAGGCAAAUUUCUCGUAUUUGAUCUGCAGCUUUGCUAUGUUACUGUUAAUUUUUAUAAAACAGUGCCCUCUAUACUGUGCAAAGAAAAAUACUAAAUUGUUUCCCCAGUUAAUAUUCUAAUGCUGCUGGUACAAAUUAAACCGUGUGAAUUCAAAAUUUGUUAAUGAUCCCUGUAUUCAUUACCAUACAUAAUGUGAGCUUUUUAUUAGGUCUUUCAGUUUGCUGCAGAAAUCCUUUCCCUUUGUGCUCAAGGUGAUCGGCAAGCUCCGGCAAUUUGCUGCCACAAUUUUGUUCCAUCAGUGUGCAUUCAUUUAUACAAUGCAGUGGUCUGGCAUGCUUCCUGUAAUAUUGAUUUGUGUAUUUUGCAUGAGUUCUUUCAUACUUGGCUGUAAAGAUAAAACCUGCCUCAACAUUGGAGAAUCUGCGUUUAAAUGUAAGAAAUAACAGUGACUGGGAAACAGCUGAGAAGUGUUGUGAUCAAACUUAUUUUCUUUCAUGUAGAAGCUUGUAAAAACAAAAGGGAUUUUUUAUACCAAGUCUUUUUAAUAAAAGCUGUUUGUAAAAGUU